UUUCAGACGAAUGGGCAUGAUCGUGGACGACAUGAUGCAGAACGACCAAGGGAUGCCUUCCUGCAGGUCACUACCAGGUCUCAGUCCCGGUCAAACGCGGCUCUGUCAGCUGUACAUGGACCAUAUGAACGCAGUCGCGCUUGGUGCCAAACAAGCUCUGGGCGAAUGCAAACACCAGUUCUACAAUCGACGAUGGAACUGCUCCUUGCUAGAAGAUGAUGCUAACGUGUUUGGGCCCGUCAUUACGAUAGCCAGUAGGGAGACUGCCUUCGCCCACGCAUUGGCGGCAGCAGGAGUGGUUCAUUCAGUUUCCAGAGCCUGCCGCGAUGGGCAACUGUCCUCUUGCGGGUGUAGCAGGAUGGGCAGGCCAAAGGACCUCAGGAAAGACUGGGUUUGGGGCGGAUGUGGAGACAACUUGGAAUACGGAUACAAAUUCACGCAGAAUUUUGUGGACGUACGCGAGAAGGAGAGGAAGUUCAAGAGAGGCACUCGUGAGCAGGGACGUGUUUUAAUGAAUUUGCACAACAAUGAGGCCGGCAGAAGGGCAGUUAUAAAAAAGUCCAGGGUCACAUGCAAGUGUCACGGAGUAUCAGGAUCCUGCUCACUGAUCACUUGCUGGCAACAGCUGGCUACUUUUAGAGAAGUUGGUAAGUAG
Molecule: messenger RNA, 655 nt
Organism: Acanthoscelides obtectus
Lineage: Eukaryota; Metazoa; Arthropoda; Insecta; Coleoptera; Chrysomelidae
Source: the annotation of a GenBank genome assembly